Cyclopterus lumpus (lumpfish) is the source of this 861-nucleotide messenger RNA. RefSeq names its product intestinal mucin-like protein. Gene Ontology annotation, cellular component: extracellular matrix. The record is from RefSeq and is a predicted model, not a curated record. Bases 61 to 861 code for a protein of 266 amino acids. Gene Ontology annotation, molecular function: protein binding. The transcript is spliced from 8 exons. Lineage: Eukaryota; Metazoa; Chordata; Actinopteri; Perciformes; Cyclopteridae.
AAUGUGACGCUGUGCCCGGCUGCCCAGGCCUGCCCUGUUGGCUAUACUGUGAACAUCACUAUGGGAGUCUGCUGUUCCAAUGUCACCUGCGUGAUUAAACCUAAUGUGUGUGUUUUCCAAAACCACGAAUAUCAGGUCGGAGACCUGGUGCCCAUGAAGCCAUGCGACAAGUGCAGUUGUAGUGAAAAGACAAAUCCCAGCACCCAAUUCCACACAAUAGAAUGUCAGCCGACACCAUGUGACACACACUGCCCUCUGGGUUAUGAGUAUCAGAGCGUCGCUGGUCAGUGCUGUGGGAAGUGUAUCCAAACCAGCUGCAUUGUCACGCUGUCAAACUUCACCAAGACAUUAUCGCCUGGCGCCAUUUGGACUCCUGAAGAUAAUCCCUGUGUGAAGUUUGAGUGUGUGAAGAUCGCUAAUCAAUUCAUCACCAUAGAGGCCAAGAUCACGUGUCCUCUCUACGACCCCAAAGAAUGCAUACCGGGAACAGAGACCAUAGCUCCGGACGGAUGCUGCCAUUUCUGUAUUCCAAAGGGUCAGCCAUGCAACAUAUCCACCACUACUGUGUACUUGGAGAGCCAGGGCUGCCACGCCAAAGAACUGGUCAAUGUGACAUCCUGUAGGGGAUCAUGUGGCACCUUCACCUUCUACUCUACCAAGAUGAGGUCCUUGGAGCACACCUGCUCCUGCUGCCAGGAGGUGGCUGCAUCUGAGAGGAAGAUCCAGCUCUCUUGCCCUGACAACACGGAGAUCAGCUACACCUACAUCCACAUCGACACCUGCGCGUGCCUCAAGACAGAAUGCUCUGUGCCGGGCCGCAGCGAGAUGGCAAACGUCAAGUCACGUCGACGCAGGAGAUGA